AUGUUCCGCUGGUCAGAGAGCCACAAAGACGCCGAGAACAACUGGGCAAGAACAGGGCAAGACGAGAACAGGGCAAGACGAGAACAGAGCAAGACGAGAACAGAGCAAGACGAGAACAGAACAAGACGAGAACAGGACAAGACAAGAACAGGACAAGACGAGAACAGAGCAAGACGAGAACAGAGCAAGACGAGAACAGAACAAGACGAGAACAGGACAAGACGAGAACAGGACAAGACGAGAACAGAGCAAGACGAGAACAGAACAAGACGAGAACAGGACAAGACGAGAACAGGACAAGACGAGAACAGGGCAAGACGAGAACAGGACAAGACGAGAACAGGACAAGACGAGAACAGGACAAGACGAGAACAGGGCAAGACUAGAACAGGGCAAGACGAGAACAGGGCAAAAAUGAGGACAAGACGAGGAACAGACAAGACGAGAACAGGACAAGACGAGAACAGGACAAGAUGA
Homarus americanus (American lobster) is the source of this 477-nucleotide messenger RNA. RefSeq names its product vicilin-like seed storage protein At2g18540. The record is from RefSeq and is a predicted model, not a curated record. The coding region runs from base 1 to 477 and encodes 158 amino acids. The transcript has a single exon. NCBI's taxonomy places the organism in Eukaryota, Metazoa, Arthropoda, Malacostraca, Decapoda, Nephropidae.